GACAGAGUCACAGAGUUUCAAAGCAGCAGCAUUCAUACUCUCGCUACCGAGUCAUUCUUGAUUGCAAAAGAUAGACCACCAUCACCAUGCAUUUCCUCUCCGAGUCCACCGUCCUGUUCACCCUCGCUUCCUCCGUCUUCGCCGCGCCGCUCGCUGUCCGCACGCAGAACGAGGUUCAAAUCACCUUCCUUGGCGCCGCAGACGCGCAGUUCACCCAGAGCUUCCCCACCGAUGGCUCCACCGUCGCUAUCUCCAACCCCCUGAGCAUCUCGCACAUCGCCUCCAGCACCGCAGGCGUCACCUGCACUUUCAUCGGCAUCGACCACUCCAGCACGACCGUCAGCGGCGUAGCAACCGUGGACGUGGGCCCCCCUCAGACCCAGACCCAGGGCUCAUGCACCGCCGCGGGGGAUCCCACCACUCCUACCCCGGACCCAUCCACCCCGGCCCCGGCCCCCGUUGAGCCCUCCACCCCCAGCACCCCCUCCGGAGGCCAGGGCUCAUCCGUCACCAUCACUUUCCAAGGCGCCGCGGACGCGCAAUUCUCUCAGUCGUUCCCGCUCGACGGCACCUCGACGGCCAUCACCAACCCGCUUAGCAUCUCGCACAUCGUCUCCGGCACGGGUAAUGUGCGCUGCACUUUCAACGGCAUCGACCACAGCGUCACCACCGUCAGUGGCGUGCAGACGGUUGAUGUCGGACCGCCCCAGACUCAGGUGAACGGGGCUUGCACUGCUGCUUAGGGUGGGUUGGUGCAAUCGCUUACCUGGGGGGGUGGGGGAGGGUUCCCCAUGAUAUGGGGAGGGCAGAGCGUCUAUCGUUUAUAGCUUAGCCAAGUGGGAGUCUUUAGGACCGCUGCCGGGUCCCUGGUCAUUUUUUGCUUGUCUUUCCUUCCUCUUCUCCUUUUGUCUUAUUUUCUAUUCCGGUCGAAAGUGGAAAGGUUGUGACACUAGCACUGUCUUAGUCAGGAUUAUAUCAGCGGAGUGCAGGCUUUGCAGCUAUAGUACCUAAUAAUCUC
Messenger RNA from Aspergillus aculeatinus CBS 121060, 1018 nucleotides. RefSeq lists its product as uncharacterized. The transcript is spliced from 3 exons. The coding region runs from base 87 to 743 and encodes 218 amino acids. The record is from RefSeq and is a predicted model, not a curated record. Lineage: Eukaryota; Fungi; Ascomycota; Eurotiomycetes; Eurotiales; Aspergillaceae.